Babesia ovata is the source of this 1194-nucleotide messenger RNA. Its product is annotated as type I inositol 1,4,5-trisphosphate 5-phosphatase 12-like protein, putative. NCBI's taxonomy places the organism in Eukaryota, Apicomplexa, Aconoidasida, Piroplasmida, Babesiidae. The record is from RefSeq and is a predicted model, not a curated record. Bases 1 to 1194 code for a protein of 397 amino acids. The transcript is spliced from 2 exons.
AUGGCGGAGAAUGGUGAGCAAAGGCGACAGCUACCUCGUGAGCUACCGAACCACGAGGAUGAGCAACAACAACUUGCACACGAAACACAACAUCAACUCACUGAGGAAACGGGAUACGAUGAAGACUACGACGAGAUAGCGGAACAAUCGCGAUUAGCCUUGCAACAUGCAUACGAGGAAUUCGAGCGCGUAUUUCAAGAAACACCCGAGGAACAACAACAGCGGUAUGAACAGCUGAUACGAAACGCACAAAGCUACCGUCCUACCAAUCAACGUGAACCAGGCUCCCGAAAUGUCGAAAGAUUUGGCAGCCAGCAACCUGCUGUCGUUUACCAGCUAACUGAGCGACAACGGAUUCAAGCGGAGAGAACUCGAGCAAUCAAUGAACGUAUGCUGCAGCUCGCUUUCGAAGGCGGAUACGGCCCCGAUGAGGACUACAGCCGGGACCGCGAAUUCGAUCGGCUCCUUAACUACAACCUGCAGGCCAUUGAAAAUACAAUCCUGGACUACAACCCAGAAUCCGAACUCGAUACAAACCUAGGCUACAACCAAGAAUCCGAACCGCAGGUUGAAUUGCCUCGUGCGCUUACAACGGACUACCUACUUGAGGACGAUCCGUAUUUCCCGACGUCGGUUGACCAACGACUGACAUAUUCGGACAGCACGCCGACAGUCUCAAUUACGGAAGGGACCAACAUUCUGCAACUGCCUCUACCAUUGACGCCCAUUGGGAGAGCGGAGUUUCCUGGGGACGCAUACGUGGCUGACAACUACGGUUCUUUGGAAGACCAAGACGAGGAGGACGAGGAAGAGCCCCUUGAGCACUCCAGAGGAAUGCGCGUGAUACAGUACAACGACCAACCAAGCCUUUCACCUGAUGUGCACUCGGAAGACGCGUGGCCCUCGCCGUACGAGCGUCGGCGAGUCCGUCAGGACAUUGCGCCGGAGACCGACGAGGAAAUAACGCCGAUGAGGGACGCUCAUCCGCAGUUAUCCUUAUCGGCACACGCGCCCAGGAGAACGAUCAUCAACCUCGUGCCGGGAUACACAUCGGAGUCAUCUUCGGAUUCCUCACCCGAAUCGUCGGAAGCAUCCGAGGAGUCUUCACCCGUCUGGUAUACCAAUAGAGUGCAUUACCCCGACGACGGAAGAGAUGGCUCUCCUGCCCCCAAGCGCCAUUUCCGCCGUGCGUGA